CUAGGUGCUAAACUGAAGCGACGCUCAUCCCGUUGCAGUAUCAGCAGCCAUGGCCGAAAUAAAGACGGGGAUUUUCGCCAAAAACGUCCAGAAACGGCUAAGCAGGGCGCAGGAAAAGGUACUGCAGAAACUGGGAAAGGCGGAUGAGACGAAAGAUGACCAUUUUGAUCAAGCCGUCCAGAACUUCAAGCGACAGGAGACGGAGGGCUCCCGGCUGCAGAGGGAGAUGAAGGCAUAUCUGGCGGCAGUGAAAGCAAUGCAACAGGCUUCCAUGAACCUGACAGAGUCCCUACAUGAAGUCUACGAGCCGGACUGGCACGGGAAGGACGAUGUCUUGAGCAUCGGGAAGAGCUGUGAUGUCUUAUGGGAGGACUUCCAUCUGAAGCUGGUUGAUUCAUCACUUAUCACACUGGACACGUACCUGCAACAGUUCCCCGACCUCAAGAUCCGUGUGGCGAAAAGAAGCAGAAAGCUAAUUGACUACGAUAGUGCACGGCACCAUCUCGAGACCAUUCAGGCGGUGGUCAAUAGAAGUGAUCGGAAGGUCUCCAAGGCAGAGGACGAGUUGAAAAAAGCCCAGAAGGUGUUUGAUGAGCUCAAUGUUGAUCUGCAGGACGAGCUACCAACUCUCUGGGAUAGCCGAGUUGGUUUUUACGUGAACACAUUCAAGAACGUGACGAACCUGGAGGCCAAAUUCCACCGGGAAAUCUCUGUGCUCUGUAAGCAGCUGUAUGAAGUGAUGACCAAGCUGGGAGAGCAACACUCUGACAAAAUGUUCACCAUACAGGGAGCGCCCAGUGAUUCAGGACCUUUGCGACUCUCUCGGGCCCCCUCGCCACCGGACAGCGACAGUGACGAGAGCCCAGUGGACACUCCUAACCACAUGCUGGCGCCUGCCUCUCCCGGCCCGCCCCGGCCCAAAUCUCCUUCAGGCCAGUUCAAAAAGGGACCACCAGUGCCCCCGCCACCCAAGACCCCGACCAAGGAGCUGCACCAGGAGCAGAUAAUCGACCUGUUUGGGGGCCAGUUCUUACCCGCGGCUACGCCCUCGCAGCCAAAUGAAAGACCCGGAGAAUCUCUCCUGGAUCUGGACUUUGAUCCAUUCAAGCCUGACGGCAACGCCACUAUCGGACAGGCUGCACCACCCAUAACACAGCAACUACCCUGGGAUUUGUGGACAGGAAAUGCUGAACCUGCACAGCCUAUGGAUUCUGGGUCUAUGAGUACUGUGGGUGUGGAGGAGGAUGGGGGCGGCGGUGGCGAGGCCCCGAACACUGCCGACUUUAACCCUGGGUUCCCCGCAUUCCCCGAGCAGGCGGGAGACCCCAGCUUCGCCACCGACUGGGCUGCUGACUUCGGCUCGGCCCCGGCAAAAGGAGACUCUGUCCCGUCUGCCACCGAGGCGGCAGCCGGCGAGGUUCCAGCGACCACAGUGCAGGACGAGGCCCAAGGCUGGCCUGCAGCGGACGGCUGGGGCGGGGAGGCAGGGGAGGCAGCAGCAGCAGAGCAGCCACAGGGGGCCGAAACGGCCGCAGCUGGAGACGAGGUGACCAACAAUGCAUUUAACGGAUUUCCCCAGAUGGAAGCAACAGCCCCAACAUUUGUUGCGGAUUUUGAUAAGCUGAAUGAAAGCAAUGCCACCAUGGCCCCUGAAGCUGCUGCGCCCCCAGCUGAGACUGCUGUGGCCCGGGAGGCAACAGCUGAGACUGCUGUGGCCCCGGAGGUCCUUGGGACUGAGACCUCAGAUGCCACAGAGGCAGCGGCCGAGGCAGGGGAAAUCCAGGAGGCUGCUUCCCCGACUAGUGAGGCUGAGGCAGCCGAGAGUGCCACCAGCCCUGGAGAGGAGAAGCCUGAUUCCACUGUGGGGUCUCCAGUGACAUCUGCAGAGCCUGAGGGGGCUUCACCAACUGAGAUCCUCCCAAUUGAAGAGGCUGAAAAAACUUCCCCCAGCGAAACAGCUCCCCCGGAAUCCGUUCCGACCCCGGAGGAAAUGAAGGAGUCCCCUGUGGAGGAGACUCCGGAGAAGAUGCCUAUUCCCUCAGUGGUGAUUGAGCCAGCCUCCAGCAACGAAGGAGACGAUGACCGCGACAUUAUUGACAUUUCCCCAACGACCAUCAGCGACAACGGAGUGACAGCGGACACCCAGACGGCCAAAGACAUCACCACCUCCGACGGCCCACCAGGACUCCCUCCUGGCUUCCUUUACAAGGUGGAGACUCUGCAUGACUUUGAAGCUGCAAACUCAGACGAGCUGGAGCUGAAGAAAGGUGACGUGGUUCUGGUUGUUCCCACGGCUACAGCAGAAGAUCAGGAUGCGGGUUGGCUUACAGGUAUCAAGGAAAGCGAAUGGUCGCACCUUGGGGCCAGUGCCCACAAAGGACUCUUCCCAGAAAACUUCACACAGCGCUUGGAGUAACCAUCUGAGCCUGGAGAAAAGAGUUGUGGGGGAGGGGCCUGUGUUCUCCAGACAACGUCUAGCCGAGCGUCUGCUAACCUGUCUGUGACCUUGUCUGCAAGACAGACCGUCACUGAUAGAGGAAAGGACACAAACAAUCAACAAAAAAACAAACCAAGUGUGGAUAAACACUAGUACCUGCUCGGAGCAUAACGAAAAAUAACAUGAGCAUGAUGCGAUAGUAUGGUCUACCCCUUUUUUGUUUGUUAACCUUUAAGCAGCAGCGAAUUGAUGUGUGCUUUGUUGGAAGUGUGGUGACCUCCACAUGUAAAUCCCUGUUUCAAGGAUAAACUAAAAUGAGAAAUGCCUCCUGAAGAAAAAAAUAAGUUAUCUUCUCUGCACCAAGUGUAUUGUAUUGAUUUUGUUGCUCUGCAGUGGCAUUUCUAAGAAUCUGUAGUGCUAUGAUCUAUCUAACUGUUCUUGAGUGUUACUUUAAGUGUUUUCUUUCUGACAUUUCAGCCAUAAAUGUUACCUUGCAUCAUUGUUAGUGUUCUCUUGUAGUGUCAUGGCUGUAUGUGUGCGGCUGCAGUGAUUAUUUUUUUGGGAGUACUCAGUGUUGACAUUGUUCAUUGACAAGACUCUUGUCGAAACAACAUAACUGACGUUGAAAUUCUGAGCAUUGGAAUGGGACGUCCGAUGAGGUUCCAGCAUGAAAAAUGAUGUUUGUGAUGAAGCUGAGCAUUGGAAUGGGACGUCCGAUGAGGUUCCAGCAUGAAAAAUGAUGUUUGUGAUGAAGCUGAGAUCCGGGAACUGGCAGAUGCAGCUUUCUCAAAGGAAAAUAAAAAAAUAACACUGUAGCUCCCUAACAUAAAACGUUAAUGUGUAUAUCCUUAUACCUUAUAUCUGCAAUUACAUAUAUACAAGAAACCAAGUCAACCAGUGGAAAGACAUAUGAAGUUAUUUAUUUGUGAAUGAAAUGUUAUGAUAAAUUGUAUUUAUUUAACUUUAUAUUUUUAAAGUUUAAGAUCACUGGGAAGGUGCUGGGAGAGAAAUCAGAUAUGCAAUUUAUGUAAUUGGUUUAUAUACUGUAGGGUCACAAUAGUCCAACUGUUCAGUAUAGCAAUGUAUAUGACGUCACUCCUGUUUUCGUACAGUUAGCCCUCACUGUAUAACCUUUUUUUGUGAUAUACAUAUCUGUGAUUAUUUAUCUAAAGGUGAAUAAAGAAUAGUUAAUAUGUUACA
Messenger RNA from Oncorhynchus masou masou (cherry salmon), 3637 nucleotides. It is a transcript of the gene amph, whose product is annotated as amphiphysin. The transcript has 24 exons. Bases 50 to 2416 code for a protein of 788 amino acids. Gene Ontology annotation, cellular component: cytoplasm; plasma membrane; synaptic vesicle. Gene Ontology annotation, biological process: synaptic vesicle endocytosis. Lineage: Eukaryota; Metazoa; Chordata; Actinopteri; Salmoniformes; Salmonidae. The record is from RefSeq and is a predicted model, not a curated record. Gene Ontology annotation, molecular function: phospholipid binding; protein binding.